Molecule: messenger RNA, 663 nt
Organism: Daphnia magna
Lineage: Eukaryota; Metazoa; Arthropoda; Branchiopoda; Diplostraca; Daphniidae
Product: holotricin-3
Exons: 4
Coding region: 14-532 (172 amino acids)
Source: RefSeq, a predicted model, not a curated record
UUCCUGUUGGACAAUGAAACAUUAUUCUAAGAUGCCAGAUACCGUUGCAGACCCAGUAUAUAAAACAAACCUUUUCUCUGAAAUUUUUCAUUCUCGAUUCGACCACUCAAAUCUCCAUUACAGCUAUCUUCUAUCAUUCAAGAUGAUUGCUUUUAAAGUUUUACUGGCUGUUGCUUGCAUCGCCGGAGUCAUGGCUGCUCCCGUCGAGCAACAAGAGGUUGAUACUGAAAUUACUACGGAUCUUAACACUGCUGAGGGCCAUCAUGGCGCAUACGGUGGUUACGGCGUGCAUGGUUACGGAGGGCAUGGUUACGGACAGGGAGCUGGUUACGGAGGUUACGGACAUGGACAUGGUGGAUAUGGCCACGGGUACGGUCAUGGAUAUAACAGAGCUUAUGGGCACAACCAUGGCCAUUCAGCCUACACAAGUGUCAACAAACUAAUCACGCACGGAUCUAGCAGCCACGGCAAUGCUCAUGGAUACGGACAUGGUCACGGAUAUGGACAUGGCCAUAACGUUCAUGCAUAUUAAACUUUAAUAGAAAGACCAGGAAAGACAACAAGUAAUGUUUUCGAAAAGCUUUGCCUGUAACGACCAUCCUUCUUGUUGAUUGGUUUUCACCAUGUAUUAAGAGCAUAAUAUACCUAAUUAGCGAUGCAUUA